AUGGAGAUCCCAGACAGUGACGAUGAAGAAGAAGAGCUCCUCCCAGAUACGAUUCAGAAUGAAUAUCCUAAACUCCAAAACAAACCUAUAUCAUCGCCCGUCCAAUUCGUCGAGCGUAUCCUCUUUCAACUCAACAAUAUAUCAUCGACACCGCAACAGCACCACAACCAGCAGCAGCAGCAUGAACAGCAGCAAAACCCCUUUUCUACCCUCUCAAAACCCCAGGCCUCCCAGGUCAAGCCACUAAUGCUAACAUUGCACUGUCUCUUCCCCAACGAACUACUCCUUGCACUCGACAUCCUGGACCGGGGACUCGUGAGACGCCUGGUAAGAGGGAACCAAGAAGAAGUGUGCGAUCUUGAAAUUGACACGCCUUCCCCCUCAUCUUUUCCUCAUGGGCUAUUUUCGUCUCAAGUCCCGCUUGUGGAAAAUUCCGGCAGAGAGCCAGUCGAGGAUGUGUUCCUUGUCAUAUCUGCGGCUUCUUCUGCUUCCAUUUUUACGUCUACGACUACUCGUCAAGAAGGAGUGAAAGGGUACGAAGUUCGUCUGAGUGCAUGGAACUGCACGUGUCCAACUUUUAUUUUUUCUGCGUUUCGGGGAGAGACGGAUUCCGGGGAGAGUCACCAUCAUGAUCAAAGUGACGACGACUAUAUAUAUGGGAAUUCUGCGAGCGUCGCUGAACAAGGAUGCGCUAGAACCUAUCACUUUGGCGGAACUUUGACUCGUGGUCCUACUAGACUAUCUCCGCCCAGCUGUAAACAUCUACUGGCCUGUUUUCUGUUCGUUCGCUGUCCGAGGUUUUUUGGAACAGGAGAAGGCGCAGAACCAUACCGCGUCAGUGCAAAAGAGCUGGCAGGCUGGUGCGCCGGUUGGGGUGGGUGA
Messenger RNA from Aspergillus glaucus CBS 516.65, 882 nucleotides. RefSeq lists its product as uncharacterized. Lineage: Eukaryota; Fungi; Ascomycota; Eurotiomycetes; Eurotiales; Aspergillaceae. Bases 1 to 882 code for a protein of 293 amino acids. The record is from RefSeq and is a predicted model, not a curated record. The transcript has a single exon.